AUGGCAACUUCUUCGAUCAAUUGGCCUCCAACACAGAGUCGGGAUACUCACCCAGGUACAUUGAGCAAGAAGACUAAAGAAGCCGACACUCGAGGUUCUUCCGAAGUGAUAGCUCUUUCAUUGAAGAUGGUUCGAUCUACUCUCAGAGCUGAGGCAACGGAGUUCAAGCCGCGCACAUCAUCUUUGAGAGCUAAUGCUCCUGAAUUUAAGCCGUGCCGCAACCGCAAAUUUGUCAAGGAAACACAUCAGAAGCUUGCUCGUAUCGCCAAAUCCACGCCAACUCUUUCUCUCCUCCAUGAAAAUAAGAACGGUAUCGACAUCCUCAUCAACCGAGAUGAAAGCUCCUCAGGCAUCAUUGACAGACCACUCAUUCUCUCCAAAGCCGUUCCUGCAACGGAGUUUCACCUCUUUCCAAAUCUUCCCGCGGAGCUGCGCUUCAGAAUUUGGAAUCUCAGUCUUCCUGGCCCUCGAAUGGUCGUGCUUCACUACAACCAAUUGACCUCUCGUGCUGUUUCGUCCACACUAGCUCCAGUUCUCUUCCACACCACCCGCGAAUCUCGCUGUGAGGCUAUGAAGCAAUAUAUGCUCACCAAUGUCCGUUCAUGCAUUUGGAAGUCUCUCAAGUAUGUCGCCAUCAACUUGAUGCCCAAUCUCACCGUCCUAUCCAGGUUUCAAAGUCUUCUUACAUACUCCGUCGUGCUUUCGAGCCCAAAUGCAGACCAUGAGACAAAUCACAGAUUGGUGGAUAUCCCUUGGAAAGGUUGCACACAUACCAGAGACGACACGUCAGAGUCUGGCCAUCUCGAAACAGAAACCACGGAACAUAACGCCCCCUGUUCGGUUUGUAAACAGAUUGUUCACCAAGUCAACAACUUCAGAGACGAAAAAGGCUGA
Molecule: messenger RNA, 894 nt
Organism: Cadophora gregata
Lineage: Eukaryota; Fungi; Ascomycota; Leotiomycetes; Helotiales; Ploettnerulaceae
Exons: 2
Coding region: 1-894 (297 amino acids)
Source: RefSeq, a predicted model, not a curated record